Messenger RNA from Vigna umbellata (rice bean), 1917 nucleotides. RefSeq names its product protein SENSITIVE TO PROTON RHIZOTOXICITY 1. The record is from RefSeq and is a predicted model, not a curated record. Gene Ontology annotation, biological process: response to acidic pH; response to aluminum ion. NCBI's taxonomy places the organism in Eukaryota, Viridiplantae, Streptophyta, Magnoliopsida, Fabales, Fabaceae.
GUGGGUAGUAACAGUGAGUUGGAGUUGACCAAAUAUGCUUCUGCUUUGUUCAACAGGAAGGAAGGAAGAAACAUAGUUUAAGUUUUAAGCUUCUUGGUAACUGAGAUAUUAUUAUUUUUAUUAUUAUUGAUUAUAUAAGCAGUCACUUCAUCUCCUAUGUUCUCUUCCCCAUCGCAAUUUUCCCUCUUUUUCUUUUCAUUUCAAGGGAGCAUUCAGAUUGUUAUAUAGCUUUGAGUCGGGUUUUUGAUUCCGUAAAUAGAGUUUAAAAUGAAUCCAAAAGGAGGCUUAUGUGCUAAUUACUUCAAAACGUCCUCAGAACCUCCCUUUUUCUAUGGUUUCGGAAUUGAAUUACCUUUCAAUGAAUUCAACCCUCCCUCUCUUCCAAUCCAAUCUGUACUUCCAGGUCAAUCUAACACAGAUGUUGAGAUCCCUGACCAAGAAAAUUGUCCACUAAGUGACUCAUCAAAUACCAGCAAGCUCCAAGAUUGGAAUCCAGGUGCAAUGUUGAACAAUCUUUCGUUCCUUGAAGAAAAGAUUCAUCAGCUCCGGGAUCUAGUGCAUUUAAUUGUCAAUAAAAAGUGCCAACCCUUUGGACAAUCUCACGAACUAGUGACUCAGGAACAGCAGCUCGUCACAGCUGAUCUUACAUCAAUUAUUGUUCAAUUGAUCUCUACUGCUGGAAGUCUUCUUCCCUCUGUUAGGCACACCCUCACUACAAAUCCCUUGGUUGGCCAGAUUGACCAGCUUCAUGGGAUUAACCUCCCUUUUGGAUCAGAACCAAGUACUGGCAUUAACCCACAAAAUAAUAGUGGAAAUAAACUGUUCGAUAAGUCCACUCCGAAUGAUCUACCAAAUACUUGUGAAAUGGAGCAAAACUAUAACAUGGAAGAACACGAGCCAAAAGAUGAAGAAGAUGUGGAUGAGGGAGAGAGUCUUCCACCCGGUUCCUAUGAGAUUUUACAGUUGGAAAAAGAAGAAAUUCUUGCCCCUCACACACAUUUCUGUACAAUAUGUGGGAAAGGAUUCAAGAGGGAUGCAAAUCUCCGAAUGCACAUGCGUGGCCAUGGUGAUGAGUACAAAACCCCUGCAGCUCUUGCAAAACCGCAUAAAGAAACCGGGUCCGAACCGAAGCUUAUCAAGAGGUAUUCCUGCCCCUAUGCCGGCUGCAAGCGUAACAAGGAUCACAAGAAAUUCCAACCACUAAAGACUAUUUUGUGUGUCAAAAACCACUACAAGAGAACGCACUGUGACAAGAGCUAUAUUUGCAGCAGAUGCAACACCAAGAAGUUUUCAGUCAUGGCAGACCUUAAAACUCAUGAAAAACACUGUGGCAAGGAUAAAUGGCUCUGUUCUUGUGGCACAACAUUUUCAAGGAAAGACAAGCUUUUUGGACACAUUGCUCUUUUCCAAGGCCAUACACCGGCUAUUCCUUUGGAUGACACCAAAGCAGUGGCCGAGCCACCUGAUCCCCAGAACCGAGAAUGCAGCAGCAAUAAGGUAGGAAGUGUGAACUUCUGUUUUGGAUCAAAGCCUUCAAGUGAAAAUGUAGUUCAAAACAUGAUGGAUAUGAAAGGUAAUAUUGAUGAUCCUGUGAAUUAUUUCUCGUCGCUGAACUUCGAAGGCUGUAACUUUGGGUCGUUUAGUGAAUUCCCUCAAACUCCAUUUGAAGAUUCAGAAGGUUCUUUCUCUUUUCUCAUGUCAGGAUCCUUUAAUUAUGGUACUAAAUUUGGUGGUGGUGAAUCAAGUUCCGACAAUCUGUUGUGACAGUAUAUGAUGAUGUUACUCUCUCCAUAAUGUCUCUGUUUUCUUUUUCCCCUGUUAACAAAUAAUCCUUUUGUUUUUGUCAAAUUUAUAAAACCAGAAAAAGUCAUGUACUCCCCAUUUCUUUACAUUAAAUGUUUCUUAUUUAUAACUUCA